ACUUCUAUUGACACUGUAUUAUAGUAAAUUCCGAUUUCCACUAUAGUGUAAAUUAGAAAAAUCUGUAUGAUUUUUUUUCUAGUGGAAUUCGGAAUUCCCCUAUAGUGGAAAAUAGAAUCCCAAUUUCCACUAGUUGAAAUUAGAGUAGUCACUUUAUUCUAAUUUGCACUAGUGGAGAUUAGAAUUCCAAUUAGCACUAGUGGAAUUCCGAAUUACCCUGAAUUCCAAUUUCCACUGUCACAUAUAUAUGUAAUCUCUUUCUUAAAAAUUUAAUGUUGAAAAUGACCCUAUGAAAGGAGUCGAAAGCUUCACUGUAUUGUAUUUUAGAAAAAAUAAAAAUAAAAUAAUUGAUGAACUUGUUUGUCUUAUUAUCUCAUUAUUCAACUACAUUUCAUCAAAUAAUGUCGAUAUUUUGAAACGCCUCACCAACAAACAUCGUCGAGGUAUACUGAAAGAGAUUAGACUGUACGAAAAACAAUUUUUAAAAUUAUUGAAAGUAUAAUUCGACUCAGAAUUCUUACGUAUUUCACUAUUAUAUAACCUUACAUCAAAAUUUAUACGUUAUCGGCUGUGGAAUAAGAAAUACAUGCAUAGCCGAAUUUAUAAAACUCACCAACGUCGUUAUUUACAACUUGAAUACCACAAUAAAUGUAAAGAAGCACACAUAAUUCGUCAACAAACAGAAAUAGCUCUUGAAAACAUUAACAAUAAACUAAAUCCAUUUGAACGCAAACUUUUGAAAGAUCACUUUAACAGAAUCAAAGAGAAAGAACAGAAGAAAAUUAAAGAAACUCAUUCAAAGAAAAUAUUUGCUUUAUCCAAUGGAAAUGUUUUAUUACAAGAAACAGAUAUUAAAAAAGUAGUAUACAAUACAUUCUUCUUCUCAAGUUCAUAUUUGAGGUGAUCAAAAGAUUAUUUCACAGUUUCCGAUAGCUGAUAGGCUAAUUUAACACAUUUAUGAAUAUUGACGGCAAAUUCAUUAGCUUGAUCGUUUUGAGCAGCAUUGCUCAUUAUCUAAAACAGUUAAGAGAUGCAAACUGUGAUAAUAAUCCAUGUCUUUUUAAUUUUCAUUAAAAAAUGAGUGAUUCUACGGGUACGUUGACGCUAAAUGUGUAUUUGAAAACACCUUGUACAAACGCAGAUAUACAACAUGUUGAGGUCAGAUUAUGUAAAUAUAAUUCACAACUCUUAACAGGUUUUGAGCUAGAUUACUGUCAAGUGGAUACGGCUGUGUGCCUAUUUAACUGUCUGCUGAUAAUCUGUGUAUAAUGAAAAUGUGACCCAGUUGCACAACUUUCCGGAAAUGUUCUUUUGAUACUGUCUAUUAGUUCCAGCUGAAAGUCAUAUAUGACUAAUAACGGAUUCCAGUUUGGUAUCAACAGUAUUAUUUGCUCAAAGAGCAAGUCGUAACAAGAUUCACUCUCUAAUAGAGCAAACAAGACUGAAACAAAAUGGUUUUGAUGAUUUACAUAGAAAACAUAAAAUUUUGAAAAUGAAUUAGGCACAAUCUCUUGACUACCGUCUAUAUGAAAAUCCAACGAAUCUUUUAGCAAGUUUAACUUCUCAUCUGUAAUACAUAUCGUUAAACAAUUUUCUGAACCUUCUCCCAAAUCAAAAUACAAAAAAUGAUCGAUUUUGGAUGUUUUUGUCUCUACCGCCGCUGAAUCCGUCACCUUCUUUGUCUGAUGAUAUUGUAUCAACCUUUUAAUAUGGUUGAAUUUGAUCUCGGAACUUCAGUUGCGGUAACUACAAGCUUAAUAGCUUAACAGGUAUUCCCUUCUUUGCUUCUUGCCGCCAAGCUCUUUAAAGAAAAAAUCUCAAUCAUUCCUUCAUUUGCUUCACUCAAGUAAACAUCUCAUUUUAAUUAUCUCUAUAAAAGCAUGUCAUGGCAAGUAAUACAUGUACUGUUCUAAAUACAAAUGCUAUUCAAAAUGAUGAUACUACGCAUCAAAAUCAACAUCAAAACGAUAACGAACAAAAUGAUAAUGAAGAUGCUAUAGAUAAUCAGCAUAAUAAUAAUGAUAGCAUAGAUGAUGCUACGGAUGUAAAGCUAUCGGAGACGUCCGAUGAUGAUAGCGCUUCCGGGUCGAACUCCUCUGACAAGCCCGAUGACGAGGAAAUGGACAAAGUUCAUAAAAAACGGACAUCGCGACGUGAUCAUUCACCGAACAAAAAAGAAGUGCAACGUAUCUUGGAUUUGAUAGAACCGAUAUUAAAUAAAUCCAAACCAUUAAAAAUCAAAGCUCUCACACGACCUCAUCUCGAUUUCGAAUUGAAAGAAAUGUUUUCAAAAUUUGCAGUGGUUACAAAAACCGAUGAGGAUUUUAAAUCAGUCCAAGAACGUAUUUUGACUGUUGUUCGUCCACUGACAAAUCUCUGGUCUAAAAUUUUGAAAGUUAAAAAACGUAAAAAGGCAUUAAAACUAGAAAAAAUAGAACCACUAUUGCAACAAACGGCCCUCUUGUUUGGCCAAACUUAUCCACCGAAACAGCCACAUACUGAUGGUAAUGAAAGGUACGAGGACAUCAAUACUUUAAAGUUAAAAACACUGCCAGAGUUUGAAUAG
Molecule: messenger RNA, 2566 nt
Organism: Didymodactylos carnosus
Lineage: Eukaryota; Metazoa; Rotifera; Eurotatoria; Philodinida; Philodinidae
Source: the annotation of a GenBank genome assembly